AUAAUGUUCUAGCGAGGUUAUGUGGUGCGCCUAGCAUUCCCCUAGUAUUUUUAUUAUUCUCUCCCACUUAAAUACCCUCCAAAACCACAUCUCUAAAAGUGCCUUUUAAUUUCCUUUACUGGCCACCCUCUGUUUCUUCUUCUUCACUGGAGCUGUACUGCUCGGAAGCAAUAGAUUGAUACAAAGGAAUGGACACUAUAAAGAAGCAAGCAGCCAAGCUCAGAGAGCAAGUGGCCAAGCAGCAACAGGCACGCGUGAUGAUAUCUUCUCCCUUUGUAAACUUAUAUCAAAAUAUAGACUAAGGCAUCCAAAUGACUCUACACCUAGUUCUAUGAGUCUAUGAAUUUUCUCUUUGGCUAGACAAUUAUGAGGCACUUGGGUCAGCUGGGGCAUGAAGCUUUGAUGGUAGAUGAGUCUGAACUACAGUGUCACCAACAACUUGAGAAUUUAUACAGAUCCACUAGGGAUGCAAAGCAUUUUCAGAGGGAUAUAGUUCGAGGCAUAGAAGGAUAUAUAUCGACAAACAAAAAACAAAUGCAUAUAGUUAGAAAGCUGGCUGAGGAUUCUUGCAAUUACGGGAUUGAAUGUGCAUGUAAUGCUCCUCUUCUUGCAAAGGCCACUUCUAACUUUGGUGCCUCACAUACUGUGAUUCAAGACCAAAAGGAAAUUUUACUUGGAAUUCUUGGACAGCAGGUUUCAGAGCCACUUCGUGCAUCAAUAAGUGGUGCUCCUUUAGAGGAUGCUCGUCAUUUGAUUCGCUGUUAUGAUAGGAUGCGCCAGGAGCUUGAAUCCCAGGCUGCUGAAGUAAUAAGACGACAAUCAAAGUUCAGAGAUGCUUCUUCUGAGAGUUUAGGGAAGCUCAAGGAUGCUGAAAUAAGGUUGAGUGAGCUUAAAACCUCCAUGUUGGUUCUUGGGAAUGAAGCAGCUAAGGCCAUGCUAGCUGUAGAGGAGCAGCAGCAGCAGACAACUUACCAUAAGCUACUCAAAAUGCUGGCAGGUGGAUGCUGAAAGAUCAUAUCAUCGAAGUGUUAUUUCUUUAUUGGAGAAGCUACGUUUAGAAAUGAUUACAGACGAAGAACUAAAUGAGUCUCUGCAACAAGACUCAUCAACAGAGACAGCUUCAAAGGGAUCUACUGCCCAUCCACAAUUUGCAAAGGUCUUGCACUCAUUUGAUGCUGAAGCAGACGGCGAGCUAAGUCUUGAAGUUGAUGAUUAUGUAGUAGUCCGUCAGGUAGCUCCUAACGGAUGGUCCGAAGGAGAAUGCAAUGGCAAAGGUGGAUGGUUUCCCUCAGCAUAUGUCCAAAAGAUAACACCUCGUGGCCUAACAUCAGCAGCCAAAGAUGAUUCUUUUCUUCCAAAUAACUAAAUACUAACUAAAUAUGUUCAAAUUCUUUUAAAUGUGUGUAUACUUUUGUGUAAAAUUUUCAAUCGGGGGCGUAACUCACAUGAUAGGGAAGAUUGAAGAAGGUGCCACAAGGGAGAGGUUCCAGUUUCAACUCUAAACAAUGACUCAGGAUGAAACUCCACCCUUUUUCCAUCAGUGUGAUUAAAACUCAACUUGCAUCCUCUCAGAACUGUCAAGUCGGUUUUGGGAGGCUCUCAGGGAUGGAAUGUCAUUCUUUUGUGUAAAAUUCUCAAUUGUACAGUACAGACUGCAAACACCUCAGAACGUUAUCGUAAUUUUCUUGUCUAUAUAGUAUAGUUAUAACUUAUAAUGGAAGUGUAAUUUGGUUCAAGUUUGUUGGGUUAAUAGGUUCGAUGGUGGAACGGUCCAUUAUCCCUUUCCAAGUAAACCAUCAAGGCCCAAUUUGGGAACGAUUCGACAGGUGGCCAGAUGGACGCUCGUCUUAGUAACAAAGUCUAAAAGUCACUGAUGUAGUUGAUGAUUCAAAUUUCAAAAGUAAUGCAAAAAGCGGGAUAGAUGCACUAUUGAUAAAUUUGUCAAACUCCACAACCUUUGAUGUUGUCCUUGGCCCAGUGUAACCUAAUGAUGAUUCAAGGGCCUCAAGCGGAGCGAUCGGCACAGGCCGAGCGAGUCCCCAUCCUUGUACUUACUUGGCCUCAGAACUCAGGGACCGGAGAACGUUCGUCUAUAUUCAUUGGCGGGAAACGCGUUUAAUGCAGUAGAUUUGGUGAUUGGGAAGCUAGCCACUCACAAUCCUCCACAUCAUCAACAGCACCUACCCCUUGAUAGUAUAAAUAGUAACAUUUGUUUCAUUGUAAAGAGUUGAUAACUUAUACUCUCCAACAAUAACAAUUAUCUCCCCUCUUCCUAGCUCAGAUAGAUGAUCGGCCUAGCGGGCUUGUAGUGGAGUGUGUUGUGAUAGACUCUUAUUGUUGUUGAAUAAGA
Messenger RNA from Cuscuta europaea, 2350 nucleotides. NCBI's taxonomy places the organism in Eukaryota, Viridiplantae, Streptophyta, Magnoliopsida, Solanales, Convolvulaceae. The record is from the annotation of a GenBank genome assembly.